CAACCAGCGGACGCCAUAAGCCAAGUAGAUGAGUUUCCCGCAGACAUUCAGUCUGGGGGAGCAAGUCAAGAUGGUGAGACUCUAGGAGAUGGGCACGACGAGAUCCCGGAGGAAGGCGGGGCUGUGAAGCAAUCUCAGGACGAUGCAUCAUCUACACCUGUUCAUACCAAAGAUACCGAACUUCAAGACAACAAAAUGCCUCAAGGUGUAGAACCAAGUUCGAACGAGGUGGGGCCUGAGCCAGGGGUCGUGGAAGGCGUAAAUGCAGGAGCAACAGAGACAAAGACAGCACAAAUACCAGCACAUACUCAUGAUCCCAUGGAGUCAUCCACGGCGACCCUGAAACCAAACACCACGGUUUCCAAGCAAGCUACUGUGCAGACGCUUUCUCCAGACGACCAGACUUACCUCGAUCCAACCCCAAAAACGCCAAGAUCUUCACAACCACCUUCACGGACGGCCUCCAGUGCAACAUCAAUAUCAAUAUCACAACAGGCCCAAAACACCGAAGCCCCGGAGAGGUCCCCCACAAGGUCCGAUGCGGGAUUCGACGAGAAGCCCUCCACGAGUGAUGAUGAGCGUGAGCUAUCCUCGACCUUCGAAAUACAGAGUAUAAUGGAUCAAUUUGGGGAGGAGGGACAAGGGCCAGACCACGAAGAGGUCAUGUCACCACGAUUAGAGAUCGCAGGGACGUUACUUGGUAGUCCAAUACAACAUCCCCCAAGGAAGUCGAGCCUUGAACCGUUGAAUUCUCCGGCAGCGAGCGCGACUCAGAGCAUGCAAGAUUUACGAUUAGCUUCUAAUACACCACACGGGCAUCAGGGUUGGGAUCCAUCUGAUGUCGGUCCUUCAGUCCCACCGAAGCCAGGAUCUAUUCAUAGUUUUGGGCCCCCAAGGAGAGCAGACGAUCGACAACAAAGUUUGGAUUCUCCAAUGUCUCCCCCUCUACAUCGGCCGCCACCCCCCGAACCCGAGCCAGAGCCGGAUCUCCCCUUCGAUUUCCAUCGAUUUUUAGAACAACUAAAGCACAGAUCUGCUGAUCCUGUAGCUAAAUUUUUGAGGUCUUUCUUGCAAGAAUUCAGCAAGAAACAGUGGAUGGUUCACGAACAAGUCAAGAUAAUAGGCGAUUUCCUUGCAUUCAUAACACCAAAAAUGGCACAGUGUGAUGUAUGGCGUGAGGUUUCGGAUGCAGAAUUUGAUAAUGCUCGUGAGGGGAUGGAGAAGCUGGUGAUGAAUAGGCUAUAUUCGCAAACAUUUUCGCCAGCAAUACCUCCUCCCCAGCCAAUCCCAGGAGCAAAACCAAGAAGGAGAGGGGCUGAGCGGCCAAUGGGGCCCGGGAGGAGAGGCCAGCAUCAAGAAGAUGUCGAACGUGAUGAUAUUCUUGCACAGAAAGUUAGCAUCUAUGGAUGGAUAAAGGAGGAGCAUCUUGAUAUUCAGCCAAUUGGAGACAGUGGCAAACGGUUUUUAGUAUUGGCUCAACAAGAGCUCUUGAAAAUCAAGACAUACAGAGCUCCUCGAGACAAGAUAAUCUGUGUUCUCAAUUGCUGCAAGGUCAUCUUUGGACUUCUCAAACAUGCAAAAUCGGACGGGUCUGCGGAUUCUUUUAUGCCCCUACUCAUCUAUACUGUAUUGCGAGCGAAUCCAGAGCACUUGGUUUCGAAUGUUCAAUACAUUCUGCGAUUUAGGAACCAAGAGAAACUGGGCGGGGAAGCAGGCUAUUACCUUUCGUCCCUCUCCGGUGCGAUACAGUUUGUUGAAAAUCUAGACCGCACCACGUUAACAAUAUCCGACAAGGAAUUCGAGCAGAACGUUGAAGCUGCUGUCUCUGCAAUAGCCGAAAAGCACCAGGCUGCACUUCCAGAACCUCCACUCCCUACCCAGCUUUCCGAGAAGUCUGGUCUCAGUCGCCCGGAAGUGACUCCCCGUCAUUCAAUGGAGGGAGAAUCUUCAGCACCUCGGAAAUCAACCUCCUCAAACGAGUAUAGCGGUGAUGAUGAAAAGGCUGCUAUAAGUGGUCUACUACGAACUAUUCAACGACCAUUGUCAUCGAUUGGACGGAUCUUCUCUGAUGAUGGUGGCCCAUCUCAAGCAGGUCCAGCCCGUACACCAUUGCCAGGUAACACACCUCGUAUGAGUCCCGACCCUCGAGUUGUUACGGAUCCCCGUCAAGGUCUACCGCAGCCACCUGGACUACAUCCCAACAACCAUAUUCGAGCUCGAAUGAGCGCGGAAGAUGCAGCCGCAAGACAGGCAAGCGCCGAGACUGCAGAAGUUCACAGAAUGCAACGUGCAGAGCAUGAAAAUGUCGUACAAACACUGGCUGGAAUGUUCCCUGAUCUAGAUCGGGAACUAAUUAGUGACGUCGUGACUCAAAAGGAUGGCAGGGUGGCACUCGCUGUGGAUGCAUGCCUGGCACUCAGCUCUUAG
Lachnellula hyalina is the source of this 2427-nucleotide messenger RNA. It is a transcript of the gene vps901, whose product is annotated as Vacuolar protein sorting-associated protein. Gene Ontology annotation, biological process: vesicle-mediated transport. The transcript is spliced from 5 exons. The annotation marks the transcript as partial. Gene Ontology annotation, cellular component: cytosol; endocytic vesicle. Gene Ontology annotation, molecular function: small GTPase binding; ubiquitin binding; guanyl-nucleotide exchange factor activity. The record is from RefSeq and is a predicted model, not a curated record. NCBI's taxonomy places the organism in Eukaryota, Fungi, Ascomycota, Leotiomycetes, Helotiales, Lachnaceae.